AUUCAAAACAAAACAUUUAAUUAGUACUCGAGGUCUUUACAAUGUAAAUUCUGAUAUAUCAACCUUUUUUAUUUGUAUUUCCACCUUUUUUUAAAUUUAUUAUCCCUUAAUUAAGAUUUUACAAAAUUAUAGUACAAUUGUAUAACUUCUGAGGAGAGAAAAAGGAGAUGGCAAACACCUACUUGAGUCCAAACAAACUAUUCCUGAAAAAGUAAAACAUCCUCAUCUUUACAUAUAUUUGUGUUUGAGAGGGAAUUAGGAUGCUGUCGUCUUCAGUGAUGAUUCGACGCUUUUGUAGCUUCAGUGUCACCGCUUCUUCUUCUGCUCCUUCUACUAUCACUUCCAAUUCAAAGAAGAAGCGUCUUGUCUUUCUGGGUUCUCCUCAGGUUUCUGCUUCAGUUCUUGAUGCUUUAUUCAAUGCUUCUGCUGCCCAAGAUUCCCUAUUUGAGGUCACAGCUAUCAUUGCGCAACCACCCACCAGAAGGGAUAGAGGAAGAAAAGUAAUGCCUUCACCGGUUGCUCAACAUGCUCUUGACAGAGGAUUCCCUUCUGAUUUGAUUUUCACACCUGUGAAGGUCGGUGAGGAAGCAUUUCUUUCUAACUUUAAAGCUUUGGAGCCAGAGCUUUGUGUUACUGCUGCAUAUGGGAAUAUUUUACCCACUAAAUUUCUGAAUAUUCCUUCAAAAGGAACAGUUAACAUACACCCAAGUUUACUGCCUCUAUAUCGUGGCGCAGCCCCUGUUCAAAGAGCAUUGCAGGAUGGUGUUAAAGAAACAGGGGUGUCGUUAGCUUAUACAGUUCGUAAAUUGGAUGCUGGACCAGUUAUUGCGCGUGAAAGAGUAACAGUUGAUGAUCAAAUAAAGGCUCCAGAUUUACUUGAGUUACUAUUUGCUCUAGGUUCCAAACUUCUAAUUCGUGAACUUCCGUCCAUAUUUGAUGGGUCUGCAAGUGGAAGAGCAGAAGAGCAAGAUGACUCUAGAGCUUCUCUGGCUCCCAAGAUAACUCCUGAGGAGUCAUGGCUAUCCUUUGAUGAAGAUGCCCAAGUGCUUCAUAAUAAGGUUCGGGCAUUUGCAGGAUGGCCAGGAACUCGAGCUAGACUUAUGGUCAUUGACCCUAGCAGUGGCGAGAGCGGUAGUAUAGAGCUUAAAAUUAUCACCACUCGGAUUUACAGUGGUAUCAGAAGUCAAGAUAUAGAAGCCAAUGAUGUGCUUUUUACCAAAGGUUCACUGGUAAUUCCUUGUGGUGGGGACACGGCCCUGGAGGUUUUGGAAGUUCAGCUUCCCGGCAAGAGGACUGUUAAUGCAGCUUCAUUUUGGAACGGAUUAAGAGGCCAAAUACUGAAAAAAUGAUUAUCACUAAGCCGGUCAAGCACACCACAUCAGAAGUCGACAAGUCGUACAAAAUGUCAUUGUUCUACAUAGUUCAUUGCAUAUCUGAUCAUAAAACACACAACUGAGAGAAUUCAAGAUGGGUUUAACUUUGAUUGGAUGCUUCUGUCGUGAUCUUCUCCGUUCUCGGGAUAAUUCAGACUUCUCAAGGAAGUCACAUUUGUUAUACAAGAUAUUCCAGCUUCAGAAAAGGAUUAAUAAAUUUGUUUUUACGAAUUUUAACUGAUUUGUAAUGCUCGGUUUAGUUUUUUUAAUAGUAGUAAAGUUUCCCUGGAGAA
Nicotiana tabacum (common tobacco) is the source of this 1666-nucleotide messenger RNA. RefSeq lists its product as uncharacterized. Gene Ontology annotation, biological process: conversion of methionyl-tRNA to N-formyl-methionyl-tRNA; biosynthetic process. Gene Ontology annotation, molecular function: methionyl-tRNA formyltransferase activity. The record is from RefSeq and is a predicted model, not a curated record. Gene Ontology annotation, cellular component: mitochondrion. NCBI's taxonomy places the organism in Eukaryota, Viridiplantae, Streptophyta, Magnoliopsida, Solanales, Solanaceae.